AUGGACACCACCGGCGCCGCAGCCGCCGCCGCCGGCGGAGGCGGAGGCAGCGAGGAGGAGGACCAGGCCCGCCUGGCCGCCAUCACCGACAACCUCAAGGCCCGUGACUCGAUCCGGCUGUACACCUGGCUCUCGCACCGGUGCUUCUCCGACUGCGUCACCACCUUCUACCGCAAGACGCUGGGCAAGCGCGAGGGGGACUGCGUCCGCGCCUGCGUCCGCAAGUACCAGCUCGCCACCGCCGCGUCCGCCGCCCGCUUCAACAAGCUCGCCGACCCCUCCGCCGCCGCCGCCGACGACGACGAGGACGACUGA
Molecule: messenger RNA, 315 nt
Organism: Triticum turgidum subsp. durum (durum wheat)
Lineage: Eukaryota; Viridiplantae; Streptophyta; Magnoliopsida; Poales; Poaceae
Source: the annotation of a GenBank genome assembly